UUUAUUCCAUCUUCUUAGUAUUACUUUUAACCCGGUCUGGAACCGCCCAUAUUCUUCCUCAGCUUUCGACUUUCGACUUUCAACUCCCUCCUUCUAUUUUCGACACCGAGAUCACCGCAGUCAACAUGCAGAUCAAGGGCGUUAUCGUUGCCAUCUUGGGCAUGGCGGUCCUGUCAGACGCCGCGAUUGUCAACAGGCGAACUCCCUUUACUCGCACCCUCAAUCGACGACAAUUCGGCGGAGGAGGUGGCAAAUUUGGUGGAAACCAGGGCCAGAACCAGGGCCAGAACGGAAACCAAGGCCAGAACCAGGGCCAGAAUGGAAACCAGGGCCAGAACGGGGGUCAAGAUCAAGCCGAUGGCACCAACAACAACAAUGCUGGAGGCGAUGCGACCCUGGACGCGAACGCUGUCCAAACCGGAUCUCAGCAAGACGGUAACCAAGAGCCGGCAGAUGGUCAAUCGGCUUCCGCGACCGACCAAGCCAACUUUAUCAACUUCUGUUCGGGCCAGACUCUCACCAAUGGUGAGCAGAACACAGGAGGGUCCUGCAACGGAAUCCCAAUGGGUAAAAUCCCGGCCACCAACAAGAUGGUCUCGACCGUGUUUGUCAGCCCGCAGAACGGUGAUGACGUCCAAGAAAACACCGACUUCGACAUCUCGGUCCAGACGUCCGGUCUGUCAGCUGGUACCUUCACCAACGCGCAAACCACAUACUACUCGGCUCCUCAGGAUCUCGACGGCGGCGGCCAGAUCAUUGGUCACACCCACGUCACAGUCCAAGACACUGGAAACUCUCUGAACCCCACCAACGCAUUGGAUGCCACGCAGUUUGCCUUCUUCAAGGGUAUCAACGACGCAGGCAAUGGUCAGGGUCUUCUUACUGCUACUGUGACCGGAGGUCUGCCUGCUGGCAACUACCGCAUCUGCUCUAUGUCUUCGGCUGCGAACCAUCAGCCCGUGUUGAUGCCCGUCGCUCAGCGAGGUGCUCAGGAUGACUGCAUCAGAGUUACUGUCGGUGCCGGUGGAGGCAACAACAAUGGAGGCAACAACAAUGCCAACAAUGGCCAAAACCAGAACAAUGGCGGCAACAACGCCAACAAUGGUCAAAACCAGAACAAUGGCCAGCAAGGUGAUGCCGCUCAGGGCGAUGCCGCGAAUGGCGGACAGCAAGAUGCGAACCAGGGCGACCAAGCCAAUCAGGGCGACCAAGCCAAUCAGGGCGAUGCCGCUCAGGGCGAUGCCGCGAAUGGUGGACAGCAAGAUGCGAACCAGGGCAACCAGGGUAACCAAGCCAAUCAGGGCAACCAGGGCAAUCAAGGAGGCUUUGGAGGAAACAGUCAGUUCUCAAGCUCUUCAACCCAACAAGGUGCUAACGGAAACAAGACGGUUUCAGGCCGGGCCGAGGGCGCGGGCGUGGGCGAGGCCGGGGCAAGGCUUAAGUACUAGGUCAGGCGGCGGAGGAGCAGCUAUGCUACUACGAUCGGCGGUGCCACGGCCCCGGAGGCCUCGGAUACCGGCGAAAUAGCGGCACCCUUCGGGGUAAUACAGAUUUUUUUCACGACUUGAGGCGUAAAGCCUUUGCUCACAGGUUCCGCGUUGGGAUUGUUGCUGUUCCCUUGGGCGAGGAGGUCUCG
Ilyonectria robusta is the source of this 1636-nucleotide messenger RNA. RefSeq lists its product as uncharacterized. NCBI's taxonomy places the organism in Eukaryota, Fungi, Ascomycota, Sordariomycetes, Hypocreales, Nectriaceae. The record is from RefSeq and is a predicted model, not a curated record. The transcript has 3 exons. The coding region runs from base 126 to 1448 and encodes 440 amino acids.